Molecule: messenger RNA, 1572 nt
Organism: Trematosphaeria pertusa
Lineage: Eukaryota; Fungi; Ascomycota; Dothideomycetes; Pleosporales; Trematosphaeriaceae
Exons: 2
Coding region: 351-1472 (373 amino acids)
Source: RefSeq, a predicted model, not a curated record
CACCGCGAACGCUUUAAAGCCUGCAGCACUUCGGGAGGGGGUAUCAACCGUUCUAGUUUUGGAUGAGUGGGAACCUCUUCGUUCGCGUGGUGCACCGUUGGGCGUGGUUUGCUGCGCGACACGUUUUGACACUGACUUGCGCCGCCUGCUGAACAAGAUUGGAACCCCGAACCGAACCUCCACGGCAACACUGCAUCCCAUGGUCCAUCAACAAAAAGUCCUCCAAAAGUUUCUGCUCUGAGAAAAUUCUGCCUAGGGUACCACAUAUAUAAGAACCGUUCCACUGUUCUUUCGAGAACAGCAUUCAAAAGCACUUCACGCUUUACAUAUUCUCUGAACCGACCUUCGCCAUGGCUUCUCAGCAGCAUAUCGACGAGAAGAUCCGCAUAAUCCCGUGGGCAGAUAAGUCCACCGUCGAGUGGCAGCGCAGACCUGCUCAGCAAUCCACCACGCUGGAGCAGACCGCCCAGUCAAAAGCCUCUGUCGACAACCUCGCGGACGACAGCAGCUGGCCAGUGCUACUUGAGCCCCGUACAACUCUUUCAGAACCCCCCACACGGCGCCUUGUCUGGAGACUCCAUCCACGACCGAAGGCCUGCAGCCCCAGCAAUAUCGACCCAGAGCGCGCUUUCACCUGCUUCUCCGCCCUCCCCAGCGAGCUCCGCCUCAUGAUCUGGCACGAAGCCUUCGACGCGACAUCCACGCUGCGCCCCCCAACCAUCCGCCAAAUCCCCCAUUCUCCCUACAUGGCCAAGGAACCAUCCCCAGUCCUGACGCGCGUAAACCGCGAGUCCCGCAGCGAGUCCCGCAAAUUCUACAAAAUCCAAACCAUCACCUUCCUCGAACUAAGUCCCCCAAUGGUCCUGUUCUUCAACCCCGGCGUAUACACGCUCUUCCUAGACACCAAGCCGCGCCCCGAGGACUAUCACCCCCGGCACCCAGCAGCGCGCUGCUACUGCGCCGAGCAAGCCGGCACCGUGGAACCAUGCCUCUGCACCAUCGGCCGCCAGACGCCAAUCCUCUGGCCCGCGCACCUGCCCUCCCCGCCGCCGUGCCCCUGCCCCCACGCCUCCCUCAUGGCGCGCCAAAUGCACUUCCUCACCCUCUUCUACGCAAGCGGCACCCGCCGCAUCGCCCACAUCGCGCUGCACGUCCACGCCACCGAUCGCAAGUGGGCCGUGCAGCUGCCCGUCUGGCUGUCGAUGGCGUUCUGGCACGCAACGCGCGUAACGUUGGUCGUGCACCCGGAGACGAAGCUGCCGGAUCUUGCGGAGGCGUGGAGUGUGUACCGCGAGCCGUUUGUGCAGUAUCGCCGGUACAGCGGGUGGAGUGCCAAUAUGAGAUUGUGGGUUGCGGAUGAGGUGUGGCGGUGCUGGUGGAGGUUGGGGGCUGGUGAGGCGAGGACGGAUUGGAGGCAGGAGUCGAGGAAGGGGGCUGUUAAGUUGGAUCAUCUGUUGGAGGCGGGAUUGUAGGGGACUGCGGACGGGGUGGGUGUUGGUUUGAUUGGUGGGGGCUGUUGUACUCACUCGGCAUUAUACACAUGAAAGCUUUAUAGUCCAUCCUCGAAGUAGG